This is a messenger RNA of Penicillium cosmopolitanum, 588 nucleotides long. RefSeq lists its product as uncharacterized. NCBI's taxonomy places the organism in Eukaryota, Fungi, Ascomycota, Eurotiomycetes, Eurotiales, Aspergillaceae. The coding region runs from base 1 to 588 and encodes 195 amino acids. The transcript has 2 exons. The record is from RefSeq and is a predicted model, not a curated record.
AUGGCAUCCCCACACAAAGACGAUGCCCGUGGCUGCCCUGUGAAUAACCAGGAGGUCCAAAACAGCAGCGUUUCGAUUUUUACGACGAUCAAUUCGACUUCUCCGAACAGCACAAUCACCACCAGCAACACUAACUCGACGAUCAACAUCAGCAGCGGAGCUACAGGACAGGGAUUUCCUGUCAAUGCCCAUGAUCACACUCAGUCCGCCGAGUUGAAUGAGACCCACGGCCACGGGGAUGCAGUCCGGAUGGAGGUGCGUGGACAGAAUGGCAACCCGAUCAUCGAGGAUUUCGACCUGGAUGAAUUAAACCUCCACCUGCCAAGGAAUAUUCAGAUGAGCUUCGAGACAGAAGCCAACUGCGCCAAGAUUGGCCCGAUCCCGAGGGGGGGAGUUCUAGGCAUGGAUGGCUGGCGCCGCUCGGAGCCCAGAUCUGCUAUGGUACGGUUGAUUCUAUUUCAUACCCGAACAACAAACCAAGCCAUAAAGACACUAAUCAAACCUUUGAAGACUGUUGAUGAGGUUAUGGCCCUCGACGCAGCCACGCCUGACCCAUCCAAAAAGGAAGAAAGCACUGAAGCUAUAUGA